Messenger RNA from Papaver somniferum (opium poppy), 2643 nucleotides. RefSeq lists its product as uncharacterized. Bases 1236 to 1856 code for a protein of 206 amino acids. NCBI's taxonomy places the organism in Eukaryota, Viridiplantae, Streptophyta, Magnoliopsida, Ranunculales, Papaveraceae. The record is from RefSeq and is a predicted model, not a curated record. The transcript has 4 exons.
AGUAAAAGGUAUUUUGUAUUCAAUCGAGCUAAGUCUCUCACUCCUUCUUCAAUUAUUUUUGAGUACUUCGUAAUCUCCGUAACACAUCUUCAGAGGAACAAAAAAAAAUCUAGAUAGCAAUUAUGCAUCUGAGAUUUCUUUACUGUAAGAAAAAAAAUUCCCUCAAAAAACUUUUAAUUUCAUUAAGCCUAACCAGUUUCUUAUGGAACAUCUUUACUGCUCUUUUGUUCUUCAUCAAAUCAUGAGAUUCUGUUACUAUUCUACCCUGAUUUUUCAGAUAAGUUAUUAACACGAUUUGGAUUUCGUUUAAUUGAAGAUACAAAUUUUUGUUAGGGUUUUCUGUAGAUUACUAUUGUUAAUCUAAUUAUAGUUGUUUUUCUGCCCUAAUUUCUAUUUUCAGAUUGAAAAAAACAGUUGGUGUAUUUCAAGGAUUAAUUUGCAAUCAGAUCUGGUUAAAAGAAAUAGUUGGUACGAUUUAAAAGAUUCAUUUGCAAUCACAUCAGAAUGUCAGAUGUGAUUCUAAAAGAUUGGAUGGAUGAAAGUGAUAUUUUUAGUAAAGUUUAUCGAGAUGGGGUUAGACACUUUAUCAGUUUUGCUGUAAGAUAUGGUUACUCGAAGUCGAUAUAUGCCUGCCCUUGUAAUAAGUGCGGAAAUACAAAGAAUCUAGAAAUCGAAAAAGUUAGGCAACAUCUACUAGAGAAGGGUAUAGACAAGAGGUAUCUUAUGUGGGCUUUUCAUGGUGAGAAAUCAACUAAUAGAAGCACAGUCCGAGAAGAAAACAUCAGUGAACCAAACAGGGAUGAAGGUGUGCCUGAAAUGAGAAGAUUGGUUGAUGCUGCAUUUUGAGUGCAUGAAAUGGUAGAUGAUGACAUUAGUAGCGACGAGGCAGGUCAGUUAGAAUCUUUAGUUGCAGAACCUGAUUUAGGAAAACAGUACGAGAAAUAUAAGGUCUUAGCAGAAGAGAAAUUAUACCCUAACCAUCAAGGUAACCAUACAACUCUAUCUGCAGUUGUUGAACUUCAUAACAUAAAAAAGAUGUACGGUAUUUCAGGCAACGCCAUGAGCUCUAUCCUGUCAACGGUAAAACAAUGGAUUCCUGAAGGUAAUACUUUGCCUGAGAAAUACCCUACAAUGAAAACAAUGCUGACUGACCUUGGCAUGACUGUAAAGUCAAUUCAUGCUUGUGAGAAUCAUUGUAUUCUCUAUUAUAAAAAUUAUGAGAAGGAAACGUUCCGAUGGGGGUUACUCCAAGUAAUUGGACCGCUUUCGUCGAGAAUGAGUUCAAAGGAGGCAGAGAAAGCCAUGAAAAAAAAUCAGAAAACAAAAAGAAAUGCACAAUCCCCCAUACUCUUGGGAGGCGUACCUGUGCAACCAAAUGUCAUCUCCUUGCAGAAGAGGAUGGGAUGCUUACAGAAGAUCGCGAAUACGCUUGGAUGAAGGGUCAUGGAAUAAGCGAUGGAACUGUUCAUCCAUCAGCAGUUGAAAAAUAUGUAGGUAUUUCAAGAAUUAAAAGCAUGUCAAACUUUUACUUAAACUUUCCUAACCGUUAUUGGGUUACACAUAUUACGCACGAACAAGUCAAAGGUGCCUAUGAGAAGCAAAAAAAGAAAGGAACUAACCGCUCAUAUGAUUUUGGUUCCGAUGGUUUAGUUGAUGUCUUUGGCCCAGACAAGGGUAAAAGGUCUUUACGUGUCUUUUCCUCCAGCGUUUCUGCGAAGCGUGCUAAGCAAGCAUUCCUAACUGCUGCUCUUCGCGAUUCUACAGUUAACAAAUGCAACUCUCCUGUCAUCGGACUAAAAAAGGUAAACCCAACUCUUGCAAUUUACAAUGUGUUAAUCAAAUUUGUACUUCAAUGAUUGCAACCUUAUACUUCCAUAUCAAAUUUCUACUUCAAUAACUACAGCCUUUUAACUCUCAUAUGGCUUGUUUUAGUACUGUAAGUGAAAAUUGUGAUGUUGGUGCGUGUGAAACUGAAAGUUCAAAUGAGAAGUAUGUUGAAUGGCAUAUAAUUUUUGUAGGUUGGUAGUCUCUCCCAUGUAAGAUCUUGGCUACUUUGACUAGAAAUCCUUUCUUAUUUUUCCAUUAAUAUUUGGCAGACCACGUUUCAGUUCAUCCUUCUUUUUUUUCUUUUUUUUGAUCUGAUCUGUAUGAUCCUAAAAGUUAACUUACCCAUGAUUACUGGUUAUCCUUCUCUCAGUAUUUGUAAUCAGGUUAUCUUUUAGGAAAUGAUUAAUGAUAAUACACAUUAUAUAUGACGACUUUAUAUUUUUCUUCUUCAUGCAUUCUAUGUGGUGACCGGUUUGGAAUAUGAAAUCUGUCACCACAUAAUUGUCUAAAAGAACGAGAGUAAAGUUCGCAUAGAAUGCAUCUACGAGGAUUCUGCACCAAUCUGGGACCCUCCUCAAGGUGAUGACUAAUAUAAGCUAUCUUCCUAUGUUGGUGGUGGUUGGGUAGUGUGGCAUGAGAAGCGUUUGCAAUUUAUAAAUUAAACUGUGUACCUUGUUACAGAAGUACUAUUAGGUAGAGUUUAUGUUUAAGUUAUAAUAAUUUUUAGUUUUUAUUGGUUAGUGUUAUUGAAGAUAUUAGUUGAUGUUGAGACAAAUUUCUUUUUAUUAAUUUAAUGUCUGUUAAACUUUUUGGGUA